UCAUCCUCAAACAAAGGAAGAAGCUGACAUCAGAGCCAUAGCCUCGGUACAGACAAGUGGUCUUACUGGGGCCGGUGAAGACAAUUGCAAACUCUCCAUAGUGCCUGUGAAAGUAAAGGCCAAGAAGGGGAAUACAACAGUGCAUACAUAUGCAUUCCUUGACCCGGGAAGCACUGCGUCAUUUUGCACAUUGGGGCUAAUGAAUAAGCUCAAUCUCCAGGGAAGAAAAUCAAAUAUUCUUCUGAGAACAAUGGGUCAAAGGAAGGUCGUUGAAACCAGCAUUGUUUCAGGCCUAGAGGUUACAGGACUUCAUGGCACUGAUUUCUGUGAUCUCCCAUGUGUGUACACUCAGAAGACUAUGCCUGUGCACAAAGGGAACAUCCCACAUCAAAAUGACAUCAAUCAGUGGCAUCAUUUAAAGAAUAUUCACUUACCUGAACUGGACUGUGAGAUUGAGUUGCUGAUUGGCUCCGAUGUACCAAAGGCUCUGGAACCACUUCAAGUCAUCAGGAGUGUGGGAGAUGGACCAUAUGCCGUCAAAACAAUGCUCGGCUGGACAGUUAACGGACCUCUGGUAAGAAAAGAAGAUGAAAGGAAACCAGAUGAAGCUGUUGAGAGACUGGCUGAGCAGAAAAGGAGACAAGAUGAGGAAGAAAGAAAAAGGAUUGAAGAAGAGAAAGUUAAACGAGAGGAAGAGCGGAGAUUGAGGAAGCAAGAAGAAGCUCUUGAGAGGUUGGCUGAGGAGAAGAGACAAGAGGAGGAAGAAAGAAAAAGGAUUGAAGAAGAGAAGGUUAGACGAGAGGAAGAGCAGAGGUUGAGGAGCCAAGAAGAAGCUCUUGAGAGGUUGGCUGAGGAGAAGCGGAGACAGGCUGAAGAAAGAAAAAGGAUUGAAGAAGAAGAGAAAGUUAGACGGGAGGAAGAGCAAAUGAUUUUGAGGAAGAGACAAGAAGAGGAGGAGCAGGUUAGGAGAGAAGAACAACAACAGCGUGAGAGACUAGAGGAGGAAAAGAAGAGACGAGAGGAACAAGAAAGAAAGAGAGUUGAGGAGGAAAGGAUUAGGAUGGAGGAAGAGAGGGUCCAGGAAGACAGGAGGAGAGAAGAGAGUAUCAGGAGACAAGAGGAAGAGUGUAGGUUAGCCCAGGAAAAGAGAAAGGAAGAAGAAAGAAUAAUUGAGGAAGAGAAAGUGAGAAGACGGGAGGUGGAAGAAUGUGAGGCAAAGAGGAAACUACAGGAUCAAGAAAAGAAGCAACAGGAGGAAAGGAUUUGGAAAAGGUGGAUUAAGGAGUAUCUUCCCCAACUGCAAGAACGACAGAAAUGGUCCAACAUAAGACGCAACUUCACACCAGGAGACAUCGUCAUCAUUGUGGAUGAUUCAGCGCCUCGCAACUCCUGGUUGACUGGAGGGAUUGUGGAGACCAUUAUGGACAAAAAGGGACUUGUACGUCAGCUUCGGAUCAAGUCAAAGAACGGAUUUCUGACCAGGCCCAUCACCAAAGUCUGCCUACUACUGGAGGCAGCGGAUCAUUGACUGACGCAAACUGACUUUUGACCCCUUGACUUUGUUCCUGAACACUUGACUUUGAUUAAUCACUCUUUCCUUGGACAACGUAUAUCGGAUUACAAAUAAUGAAGAAAGAAAAUAUAUUUACAUACUAUGUUGAUUGUUAUGUCAAAUUUGUAAUUAUUAUUUGAAACAUAAUAAUUAGGGGCCGGAAUUGUAGGGGCCAAAAUGCAUAUUUGGUCUGUUUGUUUAUUGUUUAUUUUGAAAGGUUAGUCACACUGUUUUGGAUCAUGUCACUUCCGUUUGAUUGACACAUGGGUGUGGCUUAAUCUAUAUAC
Messenger RNA from Pleuronectes platessa (European plaice), 1839 nucleotides. RefSeq lists its product as uncharacterized. Bases 200 to 1528 code for a protein of 442 amino acids. Lineage: Eukaryota; Metazoa; Chordata; Actinopteri; Pleuronectiformes; Pleuronectidae. The transcript has a single exon. The record is from RefSeq and is a predicted model, not a curated record.